Chrysemys picta bellii (western painted turtle) is the source of this 2091-nucleotide messenger RNA. The record is from RefSeq and is a predicted model, not a curated record. Lineage: Eukaryota; Metazoa; Chordata; Testudines; Emydidae.
AUACUUCUCUAUUCACAGUGCAAUCCAAUCAGAAUGUGGUAGAUAACUUGAUUGAGGCAGAAGAAGCUCCAUCUUUGGAACCCCAGGCUGAAGAACCCCUCUCUCCCCCUGCCGCUGCGCCUGUUGCUGCCGCUGCACCUGUUGCUGCCACGGUUCCUGUUGCUGCCGCUGCGCCUGUUGCUGCCGCUGCGCCUGUUGCUGCCACGGUUCCUGUUGCUGCCGCUGCGCCUGUUGCUGCCACGGUUCCUGUUGCUGCCGCUGCGCCUGUUGCUGCCGCUGCACCUGUUGCUGCCGCUGCACCUGUUGCUGCUGCUGCCGCUGUUCCUGAACAGGAAGCUCUGCCUGCUGAGCCUAGUGAGCCAGCAGAGGAAGCUGUGCAGGAGACUGUCACAGCAGGUGAAAAGGAGACAACUGGGAUUGCUGAGGAAGAGAGUGAGAUGGUAGCUAUAACUGAAGAUGCAGGUGCAGUUGAAAAUGCUGUUGUAACUGAAGCCAGUGAAGGUGCUGCUGCAGCUGAAACAGCUGAUGAAGGUGACAAACCUAAAAUAGAAGAGAAGGAAGCAGUGGUGGCUCAGGAGAAAGUCAGCAGCAUCCCUUCACUAGUAAUAGAGCCAGCAUCAAACAACGAAGGGGAGGGAGAGGAGCAUGAAGUCAUAGUGAAUGAAUCCGAAGAUGUUGUGGAAGACGUUGGCACUCAGGGCAUUGAAAGUGAUGCCAGUGAACCUUCCCAGGUUGUAAGUGAGCAGAAAACCAUUGAAGAAAUCCAAACUACAUCCUCUGAAGAACCGCCUGUGUCAGCGGAUGAUGCAGCCCAUGGAAUGCCACCUGGCUUUCUCUUUAAGGUUGAAGCGCUACAUGAUUUUGAGGCCGCUAAUACUGACGAACUUAACUUAAAACGAGGAGAUACUGUACUAGUAAUCCCUUCUGAGGCCACAGAUGACCAGGAGGCUGGCUGGCUGACAGGCAUUAAAGAAUCGGAUUGGCUGCAGUACAGAGAUGCAGUAACCUAUAAGGGACUUUUCCCAGAGAACUUCACAAAGCCCUUGGAGUAGUUCUCAGCUCAGGCAUAACAGUGUUAUAAGAAGCUCAGUCAGUAGGUUUUUAAAUCUCUUUGAAACACAGGAACCCACUUUUGUAGUUAAACUGCUAAUGGUUUACAGACUGGUGCCAGACAAAGCUUGGUGAAACAUAUCAAAUGAGCAUGAAUGCAAACAGUUAAGUUAGCAUCGUCUGAAGCAGUAUAUGAAAAAAAUGUAUUAAGAGAAAUGUCCCUAUUCGUUCACACGUAUGUGGCAACAGGUUUGUUUGUGCGUUGUCGGAGCUAUGGUGAUCCUGUAUUUGAUCCUUUCCCAUGAAAUCUAAAAUUAGCCUCCUCACUACGAGAACCUUAACUUCUCUGCACUAAGUGUAUUGUAUUGACUUGCUGCACUACAGAAGAUUUUAUUAGUAAUCCUUUAGUAAUGAGGUCAAAUUAUUAAGUUACGUGUUUAAAAAAAUGAACUGCUGCAAAGUUUUUCAAUGUUUUUUUGAACAUAUAUACACAUAUAUGCUUGUGUGUAUAUAAGUGCAUACAGAUACAUAUGCAUUAACAUGUUACCCUCCAUUGUAGUUCUUUGACUCUGUAGUAUCAUUAAUAGAUGCAUUGCUCUUACAAGGUCUGGCAUUACAGUAAAUAGCUUUGUUCCAAAACAAAGCUAGCUGCUCCAUUGCCAAAACAUUAUACAGUAUCUGUGUUUGUAAUGUGAAAUUUUCAUUCUGAGAUGAACGAUUAUAACUAUCACAUUCAAAGCUGCUAAAACAUUGGAAGGCAUGGCUCAGUCUCCUCUAUUUCUAGCUGCAAUAGUUUGAGAUUGUGUGGAUAGAGUGGUUAUAAUGCUAAUCUAUACUUUAAUUGGCUGAAUUAUGAAAACAAAAAAUAUCUAAGAAGGACAAAAACAAACAAUAUAUUUUCACUAUAUGUAUUUAUGCAGCACACCUUCACAGAUCCUUUUAAAAUAAGGUAUAUAAUGUAUCCUGUAUCAAGAAAUCAUCUGUAAACUAUUAUGUUUUUCAGUGUUGUGUCAUUCAAAAUAAACCUUUGAUCCAAAAGAA